Molecule: messenger RNA, 884 nt
Organism: Notolabrus celidotus (New Zealand spotty)
Lineage: Eukaryota; Metazoa; Chordata; Actinopteri; Labriformes; Labridae
Product: natterin-3-like
Exons: 2
Coding region: 161-550 (129 amino acids)
Source: RefSeq, a predicted model, not a curated record
GGAGCUCAGGGACUCCAGAAAGGUCUAUGACCUGGAGGAGAGUCUUCCUGAAGUCUCCCUGAUCGGAUCAUCCUCGACUCUCCAGACUCCCGUCCACAUUCAGGAGAACGGUACGGGUGAAUCUUGCGGCUCUCAAAACUCCUCUCUGGUGUGGUGGACCAUGGCUGGUUCGAUUCCCUCUGGCGCCGUGUUCACUCGCAUCUCUUCAACCGGGCGCAAUGACUUCGUGUGCCAGUACAGGGGCUCUGCAGGUUUCUACAACCCCAGGAUGGGGUGUAGCUGCCACUACCCCUUCAAGGGCAGGGAGCGUCUCGGCUCCCCGUUUCAAAUCCUGGUGAAGACAAACAGCUCUGAGGACUUGACUUGGAGGUCCGGCUCAUGGGGACGGGUGCCUAAUAAUUCGGUGACGGCGUGCAGCGGGGGAGGCGUGUACGUUGGGAGGAACAGGGGCGGUCUUGGGACGGUGAGUGUUGGACUGAAGGCUUUCCGCCUGCCGAGGAACCACCGUGAGUAUCGGUUCAGGAGCUAUCAGGUCCUGACCUUUAACUGAGACCAACACAGACCGGUCCCCUGAAAGACAAACGUGGGAACCUUCGAUGUCUCAUGAUGUAAGAUGUUAGAACUGAAUUCAUGUGUUCCAUUAUUCCUUCAUACAUACGAUUUCUAAACUCUCUUUCUUUCAUGUGUUUGUUAUUUUUCAUUGUAACUCAUGAAAUCUAAAUCUUCUUGAAAAGUUACAUUUUUUGUGAUAAUACUUCAAUAUUUACCAAAUCUGUCCUCCACUGAUGUUAGACUCUUUGAAAUCUGACUGUUUGAGGCGACUGAUGACGACUCGAGUCCAAUCAGAGAAUCAGACUCUCCAAAUAAACAUUUUUAUUUCUGUG